Molecule: messenger RNA, 1338 nt
Organism: Aureobasidium pullulans EXF-150
Lineage: Eukaryota; Fungi; Ascomycota; Dothideomycetes; Dothideales; Saccotheciaceae
Exons: 2
Coding region: 1-1338 (445 amino acids)
Biological process (GO): mitochondrion organization
Cellular component (GO): SAM complex
Source: RefSeq, a predicted model, not a curated record
AUGAAGUUGCACAUUCUAGGACCGGCAUUUGGACUGCCCUCGAUAGACGCAGAAUGCAUUGCGGCCGUAGCUCUGGUAGAGCGGUAUACUCAGGGCAGUGGACAAGCAUGGGCUCUGGUCGCAAGCCAUGAAGCCGCGACGGGCACUCAACUGCCUUUUCUUCAGGUCGGCGACAAGACAUACUCUGGCUUUGACAGGAUAGCUCAGCACCUCAUUGAGGUGUCCGGCGGUAUAGUUCCUGGUCUGGCCACAAAUCUCACAGCCGAACAACAAGCAGAUGCGACAGCCCUCUCCACAUUCAUCAAGUCCGAAGGUCAACUACUGCUCGAUAUCUCGCUAUAUGUCUCGUUCGAAAACUACCGCAACCGCACGCGCUCGGCCUUCACAAAGAUCCUCCCAUGGUACGCCAACUUUGUCAUUCCUCCCCAACGCCGCGACGAAGCCAGACAACGCACACAGAAUCUAGGAGUAUCCAGCGUAGAUGUUGAUGAUAUUCACGAAGAUGUUAUCGAUAAGCCAUCGAGCAUGCAGUCCGAGCAACAGAAAAAGCCUUUCGAGCACGAGACGGAGAAACACGCCAGGAGACUGCUGGGCCGCAGAGACACGGUCCGCACAUUACUACAACAGCCAGAGCACGCUGCUGCUUUCAGGUUGAAUGCUCUAGCCGACAACUUCUUUGAGCCGCUACAAGACUUGCUCAAGAAACAGUCAACCCUUCUGGGUACAGAGGAUCCCGCCAUUGUCGACUGUCUGGCAUUCGGCUACCUGAGCUUGAUGUUCUACCCCAAGAUGCCCCAGAACUGGCUCGCUUCUACCAUGCGACUCAAGUACCAGAAGCUUGUUGUCUACAUUGGCUCCCUCAGAGAUACCCUCCGAAUCGACGCGCACCCCGACGAAGCCUUGAGUGCUGUUUCACAAUCAGAAAAGGGCGCUGCCGAACUCCCCUGGGUGACCCCACAAUGUUUCAGCCCCUUCGCUGUCAUCAGCUAUAUUGGCCAAAGUCUCUUUAACCAUCUUCCUCUGCCGAAGAGCAACGCUGGCUUGGAACAAUUGCCAACCAACCGUCAGCCUAGUCUUCUUCAACAGUACCUUCCAGCAGUGCUCGGGUUGACUUCCACUUCUCUCGCCCUGCUAGGCUUCUGGGCAUAUAACAACCUUACAUGGCCGCACGGCGAAGCCGUCCACUUCUUUGGCAGAAGAAAGUUUGUUGACUACGGUGCUGCUGGUGCCACCCUCUCCGCCCUUGGAAGCUUGGGCAUGCACAUGCAACAGCAACAUCAACAAAGCCAAUCUCCUGUACAGGUUGAUGUAACUGUGGACGAACAGGUUUUGCCGUAG